Messenger RNA from Marmota monax (woodchuck), 2084 nucleotides. RefSeq names its product MON1 homolog A, secretory trafficking associated (gene Mon1a). The coding region runs from base 276 to 1943 and encodes 555 amino acids. Lineage: Eukaryota; Metazoa; Chordata; Mammalia; Rodentia; Sciuridae. The record is from RefSeq and is a predicted model, not a curated record. Gene Ontology annotation, biological process: protein targeting to vacuole; vesicle-mediated transport. The transcript is spliced from 6 exons.
UGGUCGGGCCAAGCGACUGGAACCGGGCCUCCUCGGCGAGAGGCCAGCGAAGGCUGCCUUCCUGCGCCAGAGGCCGGGUGAGGGGCGGCAAGGGGAAAUCGGUGCCGAACUGUUGCCAUGUGUGUGUCCGCAAGGGGACGUGGCCCCGCGAAACUGCGCCCCCGGGCCUGGCCCGGCCGGACACCUACACCCCUCCGGGGGUCCGGCAGAGGGCAGUGACUGGCACCCUCUGUGCGUCCUGGUUCCCCCCCCCCCCCAAACAGAAAGCCCAAAGGAUGGCUGCUGAUAUGCAGAGGAAGAAAAGUAGUGAAUGCCCUGAUGGCACAUUGGCUCCUUCUGAUGGACAGAGUGUGGAGAGAGCAGAGAGUCCCACACCAGGACUGGCCCAGGGAAUGGAACCAGGUGCCGGGCAGGAGGGUGCCAUGUUUGUCCAUGCCCGUUCCUAUGAGGACCUGACUGAAUCAGAGGAUGGGGAAGCUUCUGGGGACAGUCCUAAGGAGGGUGCUGGGGGUCCUCCAUCACUGCCUACAGAUAUGCGCCAGAUCAGCCAGGACUUUAGUGAGCUAAGCACCCAGCUGACAGGUGUGGCUCGAGACCUACAAGAGGAGAUGCUGCCAGGAAGCUCUGAGGACUGGCUGGAACCCCCAGGGGCAACUGGGAGACCAGACACGGAGCCCUCAAGGGAGGGCACAACAGAGGGGGAUGAAGAAGAUGCUACGGAGGCAUGGCGCCUGCACCAGAAGCAUGUCUUUGUCCUGAGUGAGGCAGGGAAACCCGUGUACUCUCGCUAUGGCUCUGAGGAGGCGCUUUCCAGCACAAUGGGUGUCAUGGUGGCACUAGUAUCCUUUCUGGAGGCAGACAAGAAUGCCAUCCGCUCCAUCCACGCAGAUGGCUACAAGGUGGUAUUUGUGCGCCGGAGCCCACUGGUGCUGGUGGCAGUGGCACGAACGCGGCAGUCGGCACAGGAGCUGGCACAAGAGUUGCUCUACAUCUAUUACCAAAUUCUGAGCCUUCUUACUGGGGCACAGUUGAGCCACAUCUUCCAGCAGAAGCAGAACUACGACCUGCGGCGCCUGCUUUCAGGCUCCGAGCGCAUCACCGACAAUCUGCUACAGCUAAUGGCUAGAGACCCCAGCUUCCUAAUGGGGGCGGCGCGGUGCCUGCCCCUGGCCGCCACCGUUCGAGAUGCGGUGAGUGCCAGCCUGCAACAGGCACGUGCUCGCAGCCUUGUCUUCUCCAUCCUAGUGGCCCGCAACCAGCUGGUGGCGCUCGUGCGCCGCAAGGACCAAUUCCUGCACCCCAUCGACCUGCACCUGCUCUUCAAUCUCAUAAGUUCCUCCUCGUCCUUCCGUGAGGGUGAGGCCUGGACGCCGGUAUGCCUGCCCAAAUUCAAUGCAGCUGGCUUCUUCCACGCACACAUCUCUUACCUAGAGCCUGACACCGACCUCUGCCUGCUACUUGUCUCCACCGACCGCGAGGACUUUUUUGCUGUCUCUGACUGCCGCCGCCGCUUCCAGGAGCGCCUUCGCAAACGCGGAGCUCACCUCGCGCUGCGGGAGGCACUGCGCACACCCUACUACAGCGUUGCCCAAGUGGGCAUCCCUGAUUUGCGUCACUUCCUCUAUAAAUCAAAGAGCUCAGGACUCUUCACCAGUCCUGAGAUUGAGGCCCCAUACACCAGUGAAGAGGAACAGGAGCGGUUGCUGGGCCUCUACCAGUACCUGCACAGUCGUGCCCACAAUGCCUCCCGCCCACUCAAGACCAUCUACUACACAGGCCCCAACGAGAACCUCCUAGCCUGGGUGACAGGCGCCUUUGAGCUCUACAUGUGCUACAGCCCUCUGGGGACUAAGGCAUCAGCUGUCAAUGCCAUCCAUAAGUUGAUGCGCUGGAUCCGUAAAGAGGAAGACCGCCUCUUCAUCCUCACACCCCUCACCUACUGAUGGGAAUGUGUGCAGACUCAGCCCUUCCAUUCCCACUGGGUGUGGAAAGCCAUGGGAGCCUCCAGGUGGGGGUGGCUUUUGCCUAGCCAGCAGGCAGGGACUAUGGGUUGGUGUGUGCAUUAAAGUACUUUGGGGAAGACA